Molecule: messenger RNA, 1648 nt
Organism: Mustela lutreola (European mink)
Lineage: Eukaryota; Metazoa; Chordata; Mammalia; Carnivora; Mustelidae
Gene: MOAP1
Product: modulator of apoptosis 1
Exons: 1
Coding region: 215-1264 (349 amino acids)
Biological process (GO): regulation of apoptotic process
Source: RefSeq, a predicted model, not a curated record
CGCGGCUUGUCGCAGUGGGGCGGGCCGGGAGGUCGUCCUCCGGUGCGGGGCCGGCGUCACUGACCUCUGCCGCUAACGCAGCUGCUUUGUGCUCGCAGGCCUCGGGUCGGGACGUUGCCGGCGCUCCGCGGGGGUGCCGCGGGGAAACGCCGUGCCUCGCGGCGGCGUCCGUACCCCGGCCGGACUCGAAUGUCAAUCCGUUGUUCGGGGCACCAUGACGCUGAGGCUCUUGGAAGACUGGUGCCGGGGGAUGGAUGUGGACCCUCGGAGAGCGGUGUUGGUUGCCGGCAUCCCCCCGACCUGCACGGUGGCAGAGAUCGAGGAGGCUCUGCGGGCCGGUUUGGCGCCCUUGGGCGAGUGCAGACUGCUCGGGAGAAUGUUCCGGCGGGAUGAGAACAGGAAUGUGGCCUUGGUGGGACUGACUGAGGAGACGUCUCAUGCUGUGGUCCCUAAGGAGAUACCUGGAAAGGGGGGUGUCUGGAGAGUGAUCUUUAAGCCCCCAGGCCUGGAUAAUGAAUUGUUAAGCAGAUUAAAUGAAUUCUUAGAGGGAGAGGGCACAAGGCUGGGGGAGCUGACCAGAGCCCGUGCAUAUGGAAACGACCCUUCUGACCUAGGCCAGAACAUGAUCCCAGAGGUGCAGGCCCCUAUGUUGGCCCGGGCCUUAGAGGAGGCUCUUCAGCCUGUUCUGCAGUACCUGAAAUACAAAAAGCUGAGAGUGUUCUCGGGCAGUAACCCUCCAGAGCCAGGAGAAGAAGAAUUCGAAUCCUGGCUGUUUCAUACUACUGAGAUGAUGAAGACAUGGCGGGUGUCUGAUAUAGAGAAAAGGCGGCGAUUGCUAGAGAGCCUUAGAGGCCCAGCAUUUGAUGUUAUUCGCGUCCUCAAGACAGACAAUCCCUUCAUUACCGUCACUGAAUGCCUGCAGGCUCUUGAGCAGGUAUUUGGGGUGAUUGAUAAUCCUAGGGAAUUGCAGAUCAAGUAUCUGACCACUUACCAGAAGGAUGAAGAGAAAUUGUCUGCUUACGUGCUAAGGUUGGAGCCUUUAUUACAGAAGCUGGUGGAGAGAGGAGUAAUUGAGAAGGAUGUUGUGAAUCAGGCCCGCCUAGACCAAAUCUUAGCUGGAGCCGUGUGCAGAACCCUUCGCAGGAAGCUGGCCCUGCCGCAGGGUGGCCCAGCCCCUGGCUUACUGCAGCUGCUGGAGCUGAUAAAGGAGGAAGAGGCAGCUGAGGAGGAGGAGGCCCUUCUCCAAGAAGGGCAUUUGUCCUGAGUCUUAGGCAACCGGGAAGGGAGAGCUGGCAGCAAGCAGAGCAUGAAGGUAGAACAGUGCGUGUCCUCAUGAUAGACGUUGAUCAGUUCCUUCCUUGUGCGGCCAAGGAGCUCAUUCUGUACAGUUCUCUGUCUAAAUCCUUUGUCAUUUCUGGGCCUGUUUCGUGUCUCCCAAAGGUGUCCUAGACUAGGAAGAAUGUAGUUCUGCACUAGUAUUUAUGAAUAUAGAUUUACUCCUGUGAAUUUAUCAUACAAAAUUGUACAGAGGGCCCUUCGCUAUGUAUGCAUGUGCUCUCAGAGAUGUUAGCUUAUGUAGUGUGCAAGGGUAGCGUGUCUGGUGUGAUGAUGUAUCAGAGGUAGUUUUUAGGUGUGUAUUGCCCUAAGU